AUGGCCCUUCAGCGUCGUGAUCUGGUACUGCUGGGCAUCGGUGGUUUUAUUGCCUGGGGUCUAGCUGUUCGUUGGAUUCCAGUCCUGCGAUACUUAGGCUAUGCCGUCAGUCUAGGGAUUCUUCUGGCAUCAUCAGCCUUGUUGGGCCUCGUCCUCUUUACUAUAAGGAACCCUCCUCAUUUGGCAAAUCCCACCUGUCACAGGAACAUCUCCAUUGCAGCCGUUGCCCCCGACCACUGGCAUCAGGAGUUACAGGAGCUUGAAAGACGCUCUACCUACCAGCCAACACCCCUCUAUUCGUCAUCCUUCGUUGUGUCGGAAGGCAUUGAUGAGCUUCUAGCGCUACUCACCCGAGACUUUAUCGCAUCCUGGUACAAGAGUAUCAGCCCAAACCCGGUCUUCAUGAACGAAGUCGAUCGAGUGAUUAGAAUAGGGAUUGGGAAUCUGCGCGAUAGGAUAUUGGAGGAAGACAUUGUUUCUCUCAUUGUGUCCCGCGUCUUUCCCAUCUUGACCUCACAUCUCAAAGAAUUUGACGUCGCAGAGCGGUCAGUACGCGGACGGAAUCUGACUCGAAAUGUCACCGAAUCGGAAGAGCUGGAUCUCGCAAUUGCGAACAAGUAUCGCGACGGCCACCUCCACCCAGCUGCAGCUCUGUCGUUGGCGGAUCAAAAACUAGUGGAGCAAGGGUACCUUCGGAAAAUCGCCGUUGGGCUGCUCCCACAGCUAGUCCCCGAACAUGUCCUCAAAAGUCGUAUCGUCUCGGUAUUGGUUAAAGAAAUACUCGCCUGCGCAGUCCUCUCUCCCUUCGUGUCGACAUUGUCGGACCCAGACACUUGGAACCAGUUGAUGGAAGCUUAUGGAAGAACCGCUCUCCAGGACCGUAAAACGGUACGAAAGCUUCGGGCUGCUUUGGAUGAGCAUGCUUCGCCCGUAGCGAAGUCUAAACAUGCGCAACAAUUCCCCCGGCUCAAUCCACACGAUUCCGAACGUGCUUUCGAGCGGUUUGUCCGGGCCAUCCGCCGCUGCAACAAUCUAUCGGAUGCCAGGCGGUUCAGAGCACUUGUCACGAGUCAGUUGAAACGGGAGACAAUGGUUGAGGGACAGGACCAGAUUUAUCUCCGCCGUUUAGAGACUGGAAAGAGAGUUUUGGACCAAAAGGUAUCCAAACUUUCAACAAGUGCUGGCGGCCCCAUCUCGUAUGCCUCCGCAGUGACGUCGCACUUUCACCGCAAGAACUCCGUGCCUCAUGAGGCUUCGUUGGUCGACGUGAUGCACGAUGCCUCGGGACUCUCGUACUUUAUGGAAUUUAUGGAUCGCCAGCAGCUUAUGUCCCUUGUACAAUUCUGGAUCGUGGUUGAUGGUUUUCGCAACCCACUGGAAGAUGAUUUUGGGGAUGAAAAUUCCCCAAGUUCCACAUCCUGGACAGCGACGGAUCGAAAUGAUAUGGCUCUGAUAAGUGAAACAUAUCUGUCAAAGCCCGAACUCAACGUGACAGCAGAGUCACGUCAAGCAGUGAAAUCGUUCUUGAGUGCGGGCAAGCGGGCUACCCCUGAACAGUACCGCAAAGCUCGGACGGUAGUUCUAACAACGCAGUCUGCGGUUCUAGAAGAGCUUCAGAACGUCUACUACCCCAAGUUUAAGCAGUCGGAUUUGUAUUACAAAUAUCUCGCUUCGGACGAAGUGUCACAUCCUAGGUCUCAUACCUCACCGGAGCCUCAAGGGAGCUCCACAGUCAGUACGGAAGCAUCUGAGAGACGACCCCUGCCCCCCUUGAUGGGACGCACGGCAUCACAUCCAGGCACUAAGUCAAAAGACCUUCGGAGAGCCGCUGUGUCUUCAAGUGAUGUUCGGAGCAUGGGCAAAUUAUUUGACGACGACGAGCCCGUGCGGCGCUCCUUCGAUUCAGAACGGUCAGCUCCUCUAUUUGACGAUGAUUACGAUACCGACCCUCUUGCAACGUCAACUCAUAGCCUGAGCCGGGAUUCCCAAUCUGGCGAGAAUGAGGCGAAUCAAAACAAAGUGAUAGAAACAAUGGAGGCCGCGCUGAAUGAUAUCAUUACUAACGAACCAAAAGCCAGCAGACUAGAAGAUCUCAAAGGCACUGGUAUAUCUUCAUCUGGGUUGUUGAGCAUUGAGGAGAACCCAAAAUCUCCCGGCAGCUCGAUGGAAACAUCACGAACAGACAAUCGGACAGAUGACAGGGCCAAGCCUAGUAUUGCCUCACUAGGACUUAUAGACCAAUCCUCGCGUCUCGGGGUUUUUGUUGAUGAUCUUUUCCCUGACCAGCAGAGGUUUAUUGAAGAUGAAUAUGAAGAACCGGGCACAGAUGACAAAGAUCCCGCCGAUGAGGUUCACAAGGCUGCUCCUGGAGACCUUGGGCUGACAGAAGCAGUUGAGGCACUCACUGCUGAUAUCGAAAAACUUGGAUCUCAAGAAUCAGUGGUAGACGCUCUAACCCGAAAGGCAGAGCUCACGAACAACACGGCAGAGCUCCGAAUCCUACGGAAGUCCAAAGCUAGCAUCCGACGUGAAAUCCAACGGAAAGAGAUGCAGCGACAACAGUACAUCAUUCAGGAAAGUGACAACAGCUUGUACGGCCGGUCGGCCGUGCGAAUCAAGUCCAUCGUUGUGGGCAAAGAGGAGGACGGACGAGAAUUUGCCAUGUACGUGGUCGAAGUCCAACGAAACGCUGGGGAGCAGAUGCCCGCGGCGUCUUGGGCCGUUGCUCGCCGAUAUAGCGAAUUCCAUGACCUUCAUCACAAACUUCGCAUGAGAUACCCAUCAGUUCGCAACCUGGAGUUCCCUCGGCGCCGUGUGGUUAUGAAACUACAGAAAGAAUUUUUGCAGAAGCGACGCUUAGCGCUAGAGGCAUAUCUACAGAAAUUGUUGCUGUUACCUGAGGUGUGUCGCAGCCGUGACCUACGCGCCUUUCUGUCCCAAAGGGCCAUCAUCCCACGCGACGAGACGCCUCCUGAGGGAGAGGCCAAAGAUUUAGUGAGUCGAAUUUACAACUCGGUAGCAGAUGGGAUGGAUGACUUUCUGGGUAAUUUUGGAGUGCUAGAUCAACUGUCGACAGCCGGCCAGAGCCUUAUUUCAGCAGCUACCAGCCAACAGAAUACCGUUUCUCCUGGCUCGGGACUGGCCACCGAAGAUGCCGUAACUUCAGCGGAGGCGGAGGCAGAGCUGAAUGCAUUCGAGGAUCGUGAGCUGGAACCAUUCAUCAAGCCGAUCUGUGAUCUGUUUCUGGAGGCAUUUGAGCUGAACCGGGGGAACAACUGGCUGCGGGGGCGCGCUGUAGUCGUCGUCCUGCACCAACUCUUGGGAGGUACGAUCGAACGCAAGGUGCGUGAAGGGGCUCGGUCGUUGAUGCAAGACGAGCCCCUGCUACGGUAUCUUGCUCUAGCCAAGGAGAGCCUGUGGCCAGGAGGCUCGCUGCGUCAGAGUAAAGUUCGCACGGCAUCGGAACGGCUGAGAAGUCGCACCGAAGCCAGCCUGGUCCUCGCAACGUUGAUCCCAGAUCUGGCCGGCAAUGUUGUAGGGCGAGCCAAUGCACAGGGAGCAGCACGACGGAUCUUUGCAACCUGGAACAACCAACGUUUAAAUGCCCAUCUGGUGUUCACCAUCCUGGAUGAGAUCAUCUCUGUCCUGUUCGGCGGGGGAGAAGCGGCCCGAGGGCGAUGA
Messenger RNA from Aspergillus tanneri, 3681 nucleotides. RefSeq names its product putative intermediate filament protein (Mdm1) (gene rgsC). The record is from RefSeq and is a predicted model, not a curated record. Gene Ontology annotation, molecular function: phosphatidylinositol binding. Gene Ontology annotation, cellular component: intracellular membrane-bounded organelle. Bases 1 to 3681 code for a protein of 1226 amino acids. NCBI's taxonomy places the organism in Eukaryota, Fungi, Ascomycota, Eurotiomycetes, Eurotiales, Aspergillaceae. The transcript is spliced from 2 exons.